CGGACACACUAAUUGGCCUAUGAGACAAUAGGAAGGCGGGUUUUUACAAUGUCAUAAGGGUUCAAGCUAAAAUGGCGGCGGCGCAGAAUGAUGACAGCAGUGAUAGUGACAUCGAGUUUGUACCCAGCAAACCUCGGAUCCUCCCGCCAAAACGGAGGAGGAUAAUCGACCAGUCCACUGUCGCUUCAGUCCCUAUUUAUUCCAGUAAGGUGAAUCAAAGUCUGCACCUUUUUUCAAACAAACUGGAAUCAAGUAACCUGGAGACAGAGCCAAAUAUUCAGUGUGCAGAAAAGGAGACAAAUAUUCAGAGUGCAGAACCAGACCAAGUAAAAGAUAAUGAGCCUGAGCCAGCAGAAAGAGCAGAAGUAAGCUUCACGAGUCCGAAGCUGUCAGAUUCUGAAGAAGAAGUGGAAAAACAUGAAACCCCACCAAUACCAGCACGCGAUCGAUCGCCAUCCCCUCCUCCUGCUUUAAGUGUUGUACGGAACACAAGGAGUCGUGGCUACAUGAAGAAGAUCAGGGAAAUGGAUAAAACGUUGAAGGAUCUAGGAGCAGCAAUUUCACCAAAAAAAGGCUCACAGGAUGAAGAUUUUGAUGAUGAUGUCAUCAUUCUGACUUCACCAACAGACUGUGACACUCCACAAGAGAUCACUGUAAAAGUACGCUGCCAUGCAGACCUUUUUCGAUUCCCACUCACAAUGGCAGACCCACUUCAGAAGGUGGUGGAUCACAUGGCAAGAAAGUUGAAUGUGUGCUCUAGUCGACUUAUUUUGUUCUUACGGGAUGUGGAACUAAACCCCAGUGAGACUCUGCAGCAUCAUAAUGUGAGCAUCACGGACAUUAUAGAUUGCAUAGAGGUAACUGAGCCAGCAACCCAAAACUGCAUCAAUCUUAGAGUCCAGGGGAAGGACAAGAACUCCAUGCAGGUCAUCGGUGUUCAGAAGACUGAACCACUCAAAAAUCUCAUGGACAAGUACAAGCAGCUGAUGGACUUGAAAUGGAAGAAGGUUGUGUUUUAUUUUGAUGGCCAGGAACUGUCUCCAAAAAGCACAGCACAGGACCAUGACAUGGAGACAGACGAUGUCAUCGAGGCCUGGGUUUGAUGCAGAGGUGCUUCCAUCAUUUAGGUGGUUGAAAGCGGACCGGUUUCUAUUUCUGCAUCAGCUGAAAGAUUUUUCUGCAGAAAAACUCUUUUGUUAAAGUUUCAGGUUUAAAAGAAAAAUAAUGCUUCAUUGACCUCAAAUUUAGCCUUCAGUUUGCUGAUGAAUGGAGGUAUUUCGUGGCAACAGCUGACUUUAUAUCAGAAACUGAUAGUGGGGCAAACUAUUGCACAAUGCGUUAAAAUUAAAUAAUUUUCUAUAUUUUGAGUAUUUUUAUAACAGUAAACUAUAGUCCUUUACUUGCAAUAAUAAGUAAAAUAAAAUUCUAUGUUUGCAAAAGA
Protopterus annectens (West African lungfish) is the source of this 1441-nucleotide messenger RNA. RefSeq names its product nuclear factor of activated T cells 2 interacting protein (gene NFATC2IP). The transcript has 9 exons. Gene Ontology annotation, biological process: positive regulation of transcription by RNA polymerase II; cytokine production. Lineage: Eukaryota; Metazoa; Chordata; Ceratodontiformes; Protopteridae. The record is from RefSeq and is a predicted model, not a curated record. Bases 72 to 1103 code for a protein of 343 amino acids.